Molecule: messenger RNA, 330 nt
Organism: Uncinocarpus reesii 1704
Lineage: Eukaryota; Fungi; Ascomycota; Eurotiomycetes; Onygenales; Onygenaceae
Exons: 3
Coding region: 1-330 (109 amino acids)
Source: RefSeq, a predicted model, not a curated record
AUGCAUCCACCGUGCCUAUGGGAUAGGAUGUCGAUACUGGACAUCGUCUUGACGGUGUCGCUUCGGCUCUAUAUGUCCUCGAUAGUCCUAUCGUGUGGGCCAUUAUAUCUCCCCGGGGCCGAAAUCCGCGUGAUUCCGCUGUAUAUACUCCCUAUUUCAAAGAGUUUGAAAUCCAGCCUUCUUGGUGCAACAGGAGAUAAACGGAACGCUUCCGGCACCCCCAAGCGGUCUCAUCCACCGAAAGUUGCGGGGGUUUCCCUCAUAUACGUCAAUUUCCAGGAUUCGCUUGUUCUCUCAUCUCCGAGCAUCGACGCGGAGUGCCGAUUGUGA